This is a messenger RNA of Quercus robur (English oak), 2213 nucleotides long. RefSeq names its product aberrant root formation protein 4. Gene Ontology annotation, cellular component: cytoplasm. Gene Ontology annotation, molecular function: ubiquitin-protein transferase inhibitor activity. The coding region runs from base 176 to 1987 and encodes 603 amino acids. Lineage: Eukaryota; Viridiplantae; Streptophyta; Magnoliopsida; Fagales; Fagaceae. The transcript has 14 exons. The record is from RefSeq and is a predicted model, not a curated record.
AAAAUCACCAAUGCGGUCUACAAACCCCGCCGAGUCUCGUACUGGAAGAGAGGUUACAAGAGUAUUCGAAUUUUUGUACCAUUAACGCCGAAGCUUCCAAUUCUAGAACCAGACGAUUCGAACUUCUGAGAGCUCAGAUUCUAGAAGUUGUUCGAUUUCAAGUUGCAUCGGCGCCAUGUCAGAGGAGAGCGCAGACGAUCACCGCCCCUCCUCUCCUCUCGUGCUUCGUGUUCGACAAAUCCUCAACUCCUGCUCCAAAUUGAUUGAAGGGGGAGAUUCACAUCAAUCCGAAAACUCGGUCUUGGAGCUUGUCAACUUUCUAGAGACGAUAUCAGAUGCUGCUUUAUCAGACCCUGAUAAUGUGGAUGCACAGAACAAUGCAUUGGAAGUUCUUUUAGAAAUUCAUGGAUAUUUGUGUUCGCCUUCAUCGGACCAGGAAGUUAUUGAUGCUCUGUCAUUGGUGCUGCCAAAGACAGUCGCGAAGUUUGCAUGUGUGUCGGACAGAUGUUUGGAGAUUGCUGAUAGUGUAAUUGAUCGAUUUAUAGCAAUGUGUAAUCCAAGGGACAUGCUUUCAAUUCUUUGUGAGGCAUUAAGUAAGACGAUCAAGGCUUCUGCUUAUGUUGCCCCUCUCCUAAGUGGGCUCUCAAAAGUAUUUCUUUCCAUUCAGAGGCGUCACUUUGAGCAAGUAAAAGUAGCAGUUCCUGUUAUCGUUAGUGUUUUAAAGGUCAUCUCUUCAGAGCCAGAAGAUGGAGAUACAGAAAUUGAUGGUUUGUUUGAUAGAGCUGUAGGCAUUGCCAAUUCUAUACAUGAAGUUUGCACAAAGUUGGAGGGCAUUGUAAAUGAAAAACUUCGUGCUCUACUUGGUCUAUAUGUCUUGCAAAUCAUGGCUCUUGUCUCAGUCAGCAUGUUUUAUAAAAGAUCAAGCUGUCAUCAAUUGGUGUCACGAUUGUCAUGCUUCUACCCAUAUUGUAGCAUAUCAUAUUUUGGAUUAAUAACUGGGUCUGAUGUUGACAAAAUGACCAACAUUGUUACAGGAGAAGAUGAAGAUGAUUAUAUGAGCUGUUUAUCCUAUGUCAAACAUGGUGCAUCACUUUCAGUGAUUUGGGGCAAUAUUUUGGAUGGGGUUGCUCAGGCUGCUAAUGAGGACCUGACUGCUGUCAAGGAUGAACUUCGAAGUAACCAGACUGAAAGGUGGCAAGCAGUAGGCAUGUUGAAGCACAUUUACUCUUUUGUUAAUCUGCCAUGGGAGUUAAAGAAACAUGCCAUCGACUUUUUGCUUUGCAUCACUGAUGAAAACAUCUCCCAAAAAUGUGAUGAACAUAUAGACUUCUCAUCUUAUAUGCCUAGUCUUUUUGCUGCUUUACAGGCUAUUAAAAUGGUCAUCAUGUAUGCUCCAGAUACUGUGCUAAGGAAGCUCUCCUUUGAUGCAUUUAAAAGGGUACUUGCUGAUAUUCCAAUUUCUCAGAGGUUUGACAUUUUAAAAGCUUUGAUUACAAAUAGUGACUCUUCCUCCAUGAUUGCAAUUCUUAUAGAUCUUGUUAAAGGGGAAAUGUACAUGGAAAAUCGCAAAAGAAUAUCAAUGGGAAAUAAUGAAGCUCAGCAAACUGGAAAUAAAGAAUGCCCAAAUCCAUUUUUUUGGAAUGCCAGCGUCCUUGAACUGGUGGAGUUUGUUUUGAGGCCGCCGCAGGGAGGACCUCCAUCCCUUCCUGAGCAUGGUGAUGCGGUUCUAUCUGCCCUCAAUUUGUACAGAUUUGUAUUAAUAACAGAGUCAACAGGAAAAACCAACUACACUGGAGUGCUGUCCAAGGAAAAUUUACAGAAGGCAUACAAUGAGUGGCUCCUACCUCUGCGCACCCUUGUGACAGGCAUAAUGGCAGAGAAUGGGAAUGAUUGUGAUCAGCUUGCAUUUGAUGCAGUCUGUACCUUAAACCCGGUUGAGUUGGUUUUGUACAGGUGUAUUGAGCUUGUUGAAGAAAAGCUGAAAUAAUCUACAUAAAGUUGUCACUUAUGUGUAUGCUAUUAGAUGUUUCAGUCAAUAGGUAAACCACAUCUGAGCGGCAUUGUAAUCGGAUAGAAAAGGUAACGUUUCCAGGGCAACGGUUCGUUGUGUUUUAAUCUAAUUUAGAAAUUUUAGUGCCAUAUAUUUUUUUAUUUUUUUAUGUAAUGGAUAGAAUUCAGGAUAUAUUUUAUGGGUAAGAUUGGUUUCUUCCGUA